This is a messenger RNA of Chlamydomonas reinhardtii, 5377 nucleotides long. RefSeq lists its product as uncharacterized. The record is from RefSeq and is a predicted model, not a curated record. The coding region runs from base 266 to 5158 and encodes 1630 amino acids. Gene Ontology annotation, molecular function: kinase activity. The transcript is spliced from 5 exons. Lineage: Eukaryota; Viridiplantae; Chlorophyta; Chlorophyceae; Chlamydomonadales; Chlamydomonadaceae.
AAAAUUCUCUAGGCCUGGAGAGCACGGCCCCAGGCCGUUGACUACCGUUGACAGCACGCGGACUUUCCUCGCGAGCCGCGUACUGUAGUACCUAACCUAUGUCAGCUUUCACUGCCAUGAUGCCACCAUUAUUCACUCAUUGCUGUAUGAACUGGGCUGUUAAGCCAGUUCCAAUUUAGCGUUGCGUUUUCCUUGCCUCCAGCUGGAUUUGAAGACACGCUAUGGGCCUCUUUUGGUAGUGUGUACAUACUGCGCGCCUGCUACAAUGGCGCAGCUGCGGACAAGCGAAACGCGCCAAAAGCCCAUCAGCGACCCGGAGCCCCAGGUGCUGCGGGAGUUUCGUUUGCACGUGGAAAAGCUGUCGCAAAACUUGAAGAGCCAAUCCAAACUGUAUGGCCUCUAUCAGUCAAUAUUCAAUGUAUUACAACCGCUGCAAACUUGGUGCUCUGGUCAUCCGCAGCAGCGCGAACUGUUCCGGCACGGCGUUGCCAUUUUGCAGAGCAGCGACGCAUGGCCACUGCUCCUUCAGUGGCUGGCCAAGGGCGUCAGGAACCUGACGGCGUCGGGCAGUAUUCAACAACUUGUCGCCGGCGCGCUCUCGCUUUCGCCACGUGGGGGUCAAGCUCCCGACGGCGCAACAUCGGGCUCUGUGCACACGCACAAUGCCGCCCUGAUGCUGGUGUUCACGGCCGUGCACACAACCUCCGAACUUGCGCGAGAGAUGCUCUUGGCCGCCAGGCCCAGGCGCGGCCACCUGUUUCUACCAUCGUCUCCGCCACCACCACCGCUACUGCUCGAAACGUCAUGCCGCACAUUCCGAGCGCUCCUCAGCUCGCACAUCCUUCGCGCAUACGCGCGUGUCGCUGCACACGCCGCUGACGCAGUCGCCGCCGCAGCCGCCGCGUCCAUCUCGCCCGCCCGUGGGCGUAGCAGCGCCGGACGCUCCGGCAGCGGCAGUAGCAGCGGCGGCAGUAGCAGCAGUGGGGGCGGCGGCAGUAGCAGCGCUAGCAGUGCCGAGGGCCUGGCUAAGAUGGCGCUGGAGUCGCUCUCUGUGGCGUGUGGCACCUGCGCUGAGGCCGUCACCGUCAAUGAGCAGCUAAGGCGGCUGCAGGAGGAGCUGGAGCAGGCGCGACCGCCACAAUUGCCGCAACUGCAGCGGCAAACGUUGCAAUCGGAGCAACCGGUGCAACCGUUGCAACUGCAGGGGCAACCGCCACGCCGCUCUGGCAAGCUCAAGGGGCAGCCGGAGGAGGCGGUGGCACAGGCACGCGAUGUGGGCCCGAGCGCAAGCACUAGCGGUGGCAGGGGCGGCAGCAGCAGCGGCCACGGCGGCAGCGGCAGUAGCGGUGGCGGCAGCGGCAGUAGUUCAGUGCCCCAGGAGUUUGGGCCGCUGUUGUUGUCGGAGGUGGCUGCCAGUGGCCUCCUGGAGCACUGCGCCCGCCUGCUGCUGCUGAGCGCCGGCGGCGCCGCCACCGCGGGUGCGGGCGCGAAUGUGGGUGCCGGUGCAGGGCUGGCAGUAGCAGGUGCCGUCAGCAGCAGCAGUAGCAGCGGCAGCAGCGGCCUGUUUGAGCGGCUGUGGUUUGGCCUGUGCAUCAAUGCCAGCAAGGUGGGCCUGGAGUGGCUGGCGCACAGCAGUAGCAGCGACAGCGGCAGCGGCUGUAGCAGCCCUAGCAGCGGCAGCUGCGGCGGCGUUUCGGCUGCAUUGCCGCGGUCCGCGCCGCCCGCGCCGCCGCCGGCGCCCUGGGGCUCUUGCCUCCAGACCUACGCGUGGAGUCAGGUGGCGGCGACGCUGGCGGCGGCGGGCUUUGGCGGCGGCGAGCGGGGCGUGUGGGGGCUGCCGGCGGAGCUGGCGGCGGGGCUGCCGCUGCUGACGUCCCCAGAGGGCGAGGAGCUGACGGCAGACGAGCUGCGGCGGCGGGCUCAGUCCCGAGGCCAGGGGGUCGUGCGGUUGUGUGUCGAGCCAUUCCAGCUGCUACUGCUGACGCUGGAGGUUGGGCUACGCUGCCGGCUGCUGGCUGCUACAGCCGGCGCAGAGGUGGCUGCUGCUACAGCCGGGACAGCUGCAGCAGGGCCAGCGCAGGAAGUGGUGGUGGUGGGCCCGGCUCGGCCCCGGGCUGGCUCGGGUGCGGGCGGCGGUAAGCGGAGGCACGGCAAAGGCGGUGGCGGCGGCGGCGGUGGCGGCGGCAUCGGCGGCAGUGGCAGUAAAGGCCGAAGCCGCGGCGAGACCGCUGGCCCCAGCAGCUGCAGCAGCGGCACCAGCACCAGCACCACCGGCGGUAGCAGCGUUCAGCCUGUGGGCGGCGGCGCUGGCGACGUGUGGUCGUUUCCGUUCAGCCCACGCGCGGCGGCGCUGGUGCUGAUCCGCUCGGCGGACCUUGCAGUGGCGUCCGUGGCGGCGCCGCCACACACGGCCUCCAACAAGACCUCGGCCAUGACCAUGACCAUGCCUUCUUCGCCCACCACACCCGGGGCCGCAGCCGCAGCCACCAAGGCCACCACAGCCGCCACGGCCGCCACGGCCCUCCGCGAAAAGGCCGGCGCCGUGUCGGCGCCAGCAACGUCGCAGCGGCGCGCGUGGCAGCAGCAGCAGCAGCAACAACAGGGCCCGGUGCCAGGGCUGCCGCUGCUACGCCUGCAGCGUGACGGCGCCUCGGACCUUGCUCUUGCGGCGUUGUCACGUGCGCGGCAGCUGCUGCUGGGCCAGUGGCGGGAGGCGGCGGGGCUGCUGGCAGUGGAGCGGGAGCGGCCGCCUGCCGCGGCGGUGGUUGAGGAGGAGGCGGAAGCAGGAGCGGAAGCAAAGGCGUACGGCCGCGGGCAUGGCCGUAGUGCGGGUGGGGGUGGCAGCGAGUGCGGAAGUCAUGACGGCCACAGUGGUGGCAGCAGCAGCCGGAGCAGCAGCAGCGGCGGCAGCGGUGGCGGCAGCAACUGCGAUGGCAUCCGUAGCGGGAGCCGCGGCAGCGGCGGGGGCGGCGGCAGUGCAAAGGGAGACAGCAGCUGCGGUGGCGGCGGCUCCGCAGCAGCCCGCACAGGCUGCGGCGGCGCCGCCGACGCCGCCAUUGCCAACACCAACACCAACGCCACCGCCGCCGCCGCCUCCCAGGGCGACAGCGGCUCCAGCAGCUUCCCGCAGCUUCCGUUGGCGUGGUGGCGGUCGGCGGCGGCGGUGCUGCGGUGCUAUGCCGGCAUGACGCCGCCGCCGCCGUCAUCGCUACUGCCGUCACUGCUACUGGGGGCGCCGCCGCCGCCGCCGCCGCAGCCGCGGCCCCGCCCCGCUCACCACCAGUCCGACUGCGACUGCGGCAGCUGUGAGCAGGACCCGGCGUUGCGGCUGUCGACUUGGGCUCGGGAGGCGCUGCGUGCAGAGGCCGCCUGCAGGCCGGAGGCGGAGGACGCUGCGGCGCCGCCGCUGACGCCCCGCCCGCCGCGGGGUCUGGCGGUGGCGGUGGCGGGUGGCAUAGUGCCGGCGGUGGAGGCGGCGGUGCGCGCGGCGCGGCACCACCCAGAGGCGCUGGGCAUUGCGUGCGCCUUCCUGCAGGUAAGCCCCCACGGGGUGGUGGGCGGCGGCGGCGGCUGGCCGCUGUUCCGGCAGCUGCUGGCGUUCGCGCCGCCGGCCCAGACGGCGUCGCUCAUCACCAGCAUCGGCAAGCGGCUGCACGCCGCCCUGGACACGGCUGUAGCAGCCCUGGCGCCGCCGGCUUCCGCUAACACCCCUGCUGGCGGCAGUAGCGGUAGCGGCAUCAGCGGCAGUAGCAGCACCAGCGGCGGCGGCGCCGCCGGCGCCGCCGGCGGAAUGACACGUGCGGCGGCUGUACGGCAGUUGGAGCAAUGUACCUCACUCAUCACGUCCGUACUGCCAGCGGCGGCGUUUCGCACCGACGGCGGCGGGCUGGCGGCGCAGCGGCGCGUGUGGCUCCUGGUUUGGCACGCCAUCCAUCGCUGGCUGCCGCCGCUGGCACGCUGCAUACGGCUGCUGCAGCUGCUGGACAGCAGCGAUGACAGCGGCAGUAGCAGUGGCGGAGGCGGCAGUAGCGGUGGCGGCAGUAACGGUGGCGGCAGUGGCGGCGGCGGUGGCGGCGGCAGUAGCCGAGGCAGUCAGGAACUGCUGCUGCUGUGUGACUGCUACUCGCGCUGUGUGCUGGAGCCGGUGGCGGCGCUCGCGGACCGCGCGGCAGAUGCUGCGGGCGAGAACGGCAGUGGCAGUAGCAGUAGCAGCGGUGGUGGCGGCAGCAGCCAAGCUGUAGCCGCUGCUGUGGCGGAUGCAGUCGCCGGCAGCUGGCGACAGUGGCUGUUGCACGAGGCUGACGUGCUGGGCGUGUGUGAGGUGGCGAUUGAGCGGCUGGCGGUGACACCCGCAGGCUCGGAGCCGGCCGCGGCGGGCGCCGCCGCCCAGUUGUACUGCCUCCUGACGUACCUAACCGCCGCCGUACCGGAUUCACUGCUGCCCGUACUCACUGCCAGUCCGGCCUGGCAGCGCGACGUGCUGUCGCAGGCUCUCAACCCACACCUGCCUGCCGUACCUGCGGCGGCAUACGGCGACGGUUGCGGCAACGGCCAUGCUGGCGGCGGCAAUUAUGAUGGCGGUUGCGGCGGCGGCGGCAGCGACAGCCAACUGCUUUCCGAGGAUCUGUUGGAGCGGUUGGAGUCGUUGGUGGCGGCGGCGGAGGCUAUGGGGCUGAGCGUGUCGCAGUUGCGUGCCACGGCUUUUGGCGGCCCUGUGGCCCGGGCCGAGCAGCUGAGGAGCAUGCGGCGGCCUGUGGGCGAGGGGGAACAGCAGGCGCUUGCGCCGGUGGAGCUGGAGGCAGCGGCGGCAGCGGCGGCAGCUGCUGCGAGGGUGGUGGGGCUGGGGGAGAAGAUGGAGGAGGUGGAGAGUGAAGAUUGUGGGGCAGCGGGUGGAGGUGGUGGGCGUGCAGCGGCGGUGGAGGCGGCGCCGCCGCCAGCGUGGGCGGCGGCGCUGCGCUGCUGCUCCAACCCACGCUGUGUCAACCUGGAGGGUGAGGGGGAGGCGGGGCUGCCACUGAGCAUGUGCGGCGGCUGCAGGGCGGCCCGGUACUGCGGCGGCGGCUGCCAGCGGGCGCACUGGGGCGGCGGCGGGCACAAGGAGGCGUGCAAGGCGCUGAGGGCCGGCGGCAUGGCUGCGGCGGCAGGGGCACAUGCAUGAAUUUGGAGUGACUGACUAACGCUUCUCGUUUGGUUUACAUGGGUUGCGGACUGCACAUGUGCACCUGGCUAGGCGGCUCGCGGGCGUGCGGUCGAGUUGUGUGCGAACGGCCUCACUCCCCAAGUCACGAACAAGGUGUGGGAAUCUCGCUGCAAGCGGCACAGCGCAAGUGCAGAAGCAACGGGGUGUGCAACGUACGGAUCAAGGCGACGGAGGAAC